AGAAUGCCGCAUAAGAAAUUUUGGCAGGAAUUUACUUUGGCAGAUUCUUGGAUUUUCCAGCUAUGAGGCUGAGUAACUAUGCCAGAAAAGAUUCGACAACUGGAGAAAUUGUUAAUCUGAUGGCAGUGGAUGCACAGCGUUUUAUGGACUUGAUGAUGUAUUUUCACAUGAUUUGGUCAUCACCACUACAAAUUAUAUUGGCUGUAUUCUUUCUCUGGCAAACUAUGGGCCCAUCUGUACUAGCUGGUGUUGGUGUCAUGAUUUUGCUGAUACCUGUUAAUGCUGUAAUGGCAUUUAUAACACGGAAGUUGCAAGUAAAACAAAUGAGAUUGAAAGACAAGAGAAUUAAAAUUAUCAAUGAAGUUCUUAGUGGCAUCAAGGUGAUCAAGCUAUAUGCAUGGGAACGCUCAUUUCUUGAGUCCGUAUCUAAUGUUCGUCAAAAUGAGCUGAAAGUUCUUAGGACGAUUUCUUAUGUCAAUGCUAUUUCUGCUUUUACAUGGACUUGUGCUCCAUUUAUGGUUAGUCUAGCAACAUUUGCCACAUUUACACUCACUGGUCAUGAUCUAACUCCUUCAAAAGCUUUUGUUGCUUUGUCUCUUUUCAACAUCCUUCGAUUUCCACUUUCCAUGCUUCCAAUGCUUGUUUCAUUUAUGGUUGAGACCUUUGUGUCAGUUCAACGAGUUACUAAGUUCUUGAUGCAGGAUGAACUCGAUGUAGAUGCUGUAGAACGGAAAGAAAGGCCACCAUUUGGGGAGAAUGAGGAAGUGAUUACUGUUAGUAGUGGUUCGUUCAGUUGGGAGAAGAAUGAUCAACUCAUUCUACAAAGAGUGAAUUUACAUGUCUCCAAUUCCACUCUUGUGGCCAUAGUUGGUCAGGUUGGCUCAGGGAAGUCAAGUCUUUUGUCAGCUCUGUUGGGAGAGAUGGAAAAAGAAAAUGGCCAUGUCACUAUGAGAGGUUCUGUGGCGUAUGCUGGACAGCAAGCAUGGAUACAGAAUGCAACUGUAAAGGAUAACGUCUUGUUUGGCAAACCACUUGAUCAGCAACGCUAUGAUAGGGCUAUUCAAUCAUGUGCUCUUGGACCUGACUUGGAGAUUUUACCAGGUGGAGACAUGACUGAGAUUGGAGAAAAGGUGUAUUAUUUGUAA
Corticium candelabrum is the source of this 1145-nucleotide messenger RNA. Its product is annotated as multidrug resistance-associated protein 1-like. The record is from RefSeq and is a predicted model, not a curated record. The transcript has 8 exons. Gene Ontology annotation, cellular component: membrane. Gene Ontology annotation, molecular function: ATP hydrolysis activity; ATP binding; ABC-type transporter activity. Lineage: Eukaryota; Metazoa; Porifera; Homoscleromorpha; Homosclerophorida; Plakinidae. Gene Ontology annotation, biological process: transmembrane transport. The coding region runs from base 63 to 1145 and encodes 360 amino acids.